AUGUGUGAGAAUUGCAAAGAAGCUUGGGACAUUCUUGAGGUCACCCAUGAGGGUACCAAGGCUGUAAAGAAUUCUAAACUUCAAAUGCUGACCACAAGUUUUGAAGAACUUAGAAUGAAGGAUGAAGAAACAUUUGAUGCUUUUUAUGCCAAACUAAAUGAUGUCGUCAAUUCUCGUUUUAAUUUAGGGGACAGAAUUCCUGAGAACAGAAUUGUGAGAAAAGUUCUCAGAUCACUCCCUGAGAGGUUUCGUCCUAAAGUUAUUGCUAUUGAAGAAAGCAAAGAUCUAGACUGUAUGAGAAUUGAAGAAUUGGUAGGCUCUCUACAAACAUAUGAACACACUCUUCAUGUGGAUAAGAAACACAAGUCCAUAGCCCUCGAUACUAUUAGAGAGGAGUCAAAUGAGUCAUCCGAUGAGUCGGCUAUGAGUGACAGAGAAAUAGCUUUUUAUGCUAAGAAGUUCAGGAAAAUGUUUGUGGCUAGAAACAAUAAGAAUCAGAGCCCAGAGAAGAAAAAGUUUGAGAGAUAUAAUAGAGGCUCAAGUUCAGGGAACAAGGAGAGAAGUACUGAGAAGUACACUAGAGCUAAUAAAGACAAGGUACAAUCAAGGGUGCAGUGUCAUGAAUGUCAUGGAUUUGGACACAUUCGUCUAGAAUGUGCAAAUUACAAAAAGGCAAAAGAAAGAGCUAAGAUUGCAUCUCUAAGUGAGAAUGAGUCAGAGUCGAGUGAAUCAUCAGAUAACUCUUCGCCAAAAGGAAAUCUUAACUACAUGGCAUUCACUGCCUCUGUUAGCAGCAAAAGUCAAUGUAGUGAAUCAGUGUCUGAUGAUGGGAGCAUAUCUGGAAAUGAAUCUGGGUAUGAAGAUCAGUUGCAAGAAGUCUACGAGAAGCUGUAUAAGGAAUGUGUUAAAUUGAGAAAACGCAACAAAGCGCACAUUGAGGAGAUAGACUUCAACAAACGAGAAAAUGAAGGACUUCAAGGCAAAUUAAAUGAAGUCAUUGGUCUAACUGAUCAGUUGAAAAUGAGGAAUGUAUCUCUAGAAGAGGAAUUAAAAAAACAAGAAAGUGAGAUGAUUUUGUUGAAGGAUAAACUGAAAUCCGUGUCCACUGGGAAAGAAAAGCUGGAUGAAAUCCUGAGGUCAGGAAAGCCUCCUGGUGAUAGGAGUGGACUAGGAUAUGAUACAGAGAAAUCUGAUGCAGCUACUACCUCAAAAGUCUCCUAUAAGAAUGAGAGGAAAACUGUGUUUGUUCGUGAGUCUAUUACAAAAGGGAAUGCUAACCCAUCUAACAAGGGUAAGAAAUCCUCUCAUGUAAAAAUGGGUGUUCAGUCUCAUGAUAAAUCAAGAGUUCGAAAUACAAGCCCUGUGUGUCACCACUGUGGUAAGACUGGUCAUGUUGUAGGAGACUGUUUUAAAUUGAAGAGAUGCACCAUGUAUGAUCAUACAUGCUCUCAAAGUAGAAGUGUGUACUCACCAAAAAUGGGUAGAAAUCCCAGAACUGCUCCUAAGUAUGUCUCAUCUUUCAGGGGACAAAGAGAUCGCAAAGAGAACUACGUGUGCCAUAAUUGUGGUAAGGCUGGUCACAUUCGACCAAACUGCUAUGAGCUUAGGAGGAAUCCUAUGAGAGAUGGAAAUAGUGAAUCGAGAAGAGGACAUUUGAAUCUUUGGAGUCAAGUCAGGGCCCUACCUAGACAAAAUGAGAUGCUUAAUGUCAAGAUAGACCAACUGUCAACUAGCAAAAAGGACAUCUCUCUAAAAGUUAGAAAAAUGUGGGUCAGAACUGGAAAAAGGCCCAUGUGCCAUGUGGCACACAUUGCUCUAAAGACCAGAGACACCUACAUGUGGUACCUUGAUAGCGGGUGUUCUCGCCACAUGUCGAGUGAUAAAAGUCUAUUUAAAACAGUUGAAGAGUACAAGUGUGAAACAUUAACAUUUGGAGAUGGGGGAAAAGUUGAUAUAAUAGGAAGGGAUGAAAUUGAAAUACCUGGACUACCCGUCUUGAGAGAAGUCCUAUUUGUUGAUGGAUUAAAAGCAAAUCUCCUAAGUAUAAGCCAAAUGUGUGACAAUGGUGCAGAAGUUCGUUUUUCAAAGGAUAUGUGUAUUGUUUUAGAUAAUAAUGGAAAUUGCAUGAUGCAGGGAACAAGGACAUCUAAUAAUUGUUAUGGCAUUGCCUCUAAACCUCAGUAUAGUUGCAAUAGUGUUAAGAGUGAGACUACUGACCUCUGGCAUCAAAGACUUGGACAUGUGAAUCACAAAAAUCUGUCUAAGAUUGCCAAGAAAGAGAUGGUGAUAGGAUUGCCUGAGCUGGGUAAAGUAGAGACUCCUGUUUGUGGGUCAUGUCAAUUGGGAAAACAAGUUAGAACAGCUCACAAGAACACAACGGCUAUCCUGACAGAACGACCAUUAGAGUUGCUGCACAUUGAUCUUAUGGGACCCUCUAGAACUGAGAGCCUAGGGAGAAAAAAUACAUACUGGUAA
Messenger RNA from Juglans regia (Persian walnut), 2475 nucleotides. RefSeq lists its product as uncharacterized. Bases 1 to 2475 code for a protein of 824 amino acids. The record is from RefSeq and is a predicted model, not a curated record. Lineage: Eukaryota; Viridiplantae; Streptophyta; Magnoliopsida; Fagales; Juglandaceae. The transcript has a single exon. Gene Ontology annotation, molecular function: zinc ion binding; nucleic acid binding.